UGUAGUGUUAAGAUAAACACGUGGUCAGAAGACAUGACACGUGAGAACAUCAGCAUGAUACACAAGUUUAUGUUUAAAUAGUGGGACAUGUAACUUAACUAGGUGAUAAUCAAGACCCAAGGCGCAACACAAGACACACUACAGCCAUGGCGUUGAGACUGUGUGUACUUGCUCUGCUGCUGGCGACAGUGAACGCCUGUUGUUCCCCCUUGCAAUGGGAGAUGAGAGGCGGGACGGUGUCCGGCCGGGUGGCCGUAGAUGACCUCAGACUGACCGAGUUCCACUAUGAUCUUCACUACGACGCCAUCAACCUGAAAGUCGCCAUGAGGAGCGAGUACGUCACAUCGGACGUCAGGAAUAUGACCAUCAUGGAUUAUAAAGCAGAACGGAUUUACCAGAUAAACCAGGUCACAGGAUCCUGUGAAAUUCGAACCCUUGAUGUGCCGUUCGAGCCCGCGUGCACUCCAGAUGAUGCUACAGUGAAUGAUCACUUUUUCGUCGGAGGCGGCGACCAGGAACGCCUUCAGGCGGCUUCGUUCAUGUACGUCCGGCCAGAAGACGGGUUACGUGACGGUCACAGAAGGGGACAGUCCGGACUCUACAUGUGUGCCCAUUCUUGCUUUCGAUUUUAACCUGUCGGAGACGACAUUCAUGGUGUUCAGGGACAUCAUGGACGGUAUUGCCGACCCCAGCAUCUUCAACCCUCCUGACAGCUGCGUCUUCGCAAAGGAGACACCCCUGAGACAAAAGAUGGACGGGCAUCCUUUUCUCCGGUUCCCUGUAACCUAUCAACAUUAAACAGUAUUCAACCAUU
This is a messenger RNA of Haliotis rubra (blacklip abalone), 814 nucleotides long. RefSeq lists its product as uncharacterized. The record is from RefSeq and is a predicted model, not a curated record. The coding region runs from base 147 to 632 and encodes 161 amino acids. The transcript has 6 exons. Gene Ontology annotation, molecular function: calcium ion binding. Gene Ontology annotation, biological process: cell-matrix adhesion. Lineage: Eukaryota; Metazoa; Mollusca; Gastropoda; Lepetellida; Haliotidae. Gene Ontology annotation, cellular component: lysosome; extracellular region.